Molecule: messenger RNA, 13633 nt
Organism: Dimorphilus gyrociliatus
Lineage: Eukaryota; Metazoa; Annelida; Polychaeta; Dinophilidae
Source: the annotation of a GenBank genome assembly
GUAAUUAACGAAAAGUUAGUUGUAGCGACAAAUUGCAAAUUUGAAUAAAAAACCGAAAUAAAGACAAACAAGGGGCAAACGAAACCUAUAUAAAGGAAUUCCUUGUUGAAAACAAGAAAAGUAAAGAGAUAAGGCUGUAUUUGAAACGAAUAGUUGGGAAAUGAUAUUUCAUUAUCUACUUAUUCUAUAUAUAAAUAUAUUCGUUGCGAAAACUGUGGACAUCGAUUCAAGCUACGAUGGAAAGACACUGAUAUUAUCAGCUGGUACUCAUAAAAUUACUGGAACAGUUAGACCCAAAGGGAUUAUAGUCAAUUCUGGGGCUAAUGUUGCGUUUGCAGAAGAUGACAGUCUUAUUGAAAUAGAGGAGGAGCCUGUGCUAAUCUCAGCUGUAAAGGAACAGACUAUAAUUUUUCGUCAAGACAAUUUCAGUUCAAAUAAAGAUUUUAUAUUUCUUAAUAAUUCAAAAGCAGGCGGAAAAGGUCGUACAUUUGAGCCUAUGAUAUUCGACUCAAGAAAUGGACAAUACAAAGAUGUGUGUUUCGAACCUAGAGAGGAUAGUUCAAAUUUAAGAAGUUUAACUUGUAAAUAUCUAAGAUUUUACGAAACGAACAUAGCACCUGCUAUUACAAGAGGUAAAAGAGUACAAAACUGUUUCAAAGUAACUUGUGACCAAACGGCUAAAUCUAUUAAGGAUUGUAAAUUAGAAGAUGCAAGUGGAUAUUACCAAACAAUGAAACUAACAUGUUAUGGACCUAGACUAAAAAGUGGUAUUCUUAUCAGAUCUUCUCAACAAACAUCUUUUAAUAAUGUCAAACUCAUCGGCGUCGGUGUUCACAUUAUAAAUUCAACUAUUCUUUCCUAUCAGGAUAUCGUGGCUGAGAAUGUGAAAAGUUCCGAUCCGGCUCUAUACUUACGAAAUACGGAAUCAGAACAAGAACUCAACAUACAAAGAAUAUCAGUUAGAAACAAUGAAAUGAAUGGUUUAAUCAUAGAUUCACAUGAAAAAGUCAGCUUGAAUGAAAUAACUGCCGAAAAAAAUAACGAGACUGGUCUUACUAUUACAUCUUCCGCAAAAUGGGUCCUUCCUGAACACUUAACGCCGACAAGUCUUUGCGAUAUAAAAUGCUCUUUAUGUUUACCGGAAGAUAUUUCAUAUCCAAAACUAUACUAUCUUGGAAACAAUUGUAUAUAUCCAAAGAAUACUGUAUUCAAAGCGGAAGAUGGUCAAGUUCUCUCAUUGAAAUUUUCUAAAUGGGAUUAUUCGUUUAAAGGAACAAUAAAAGAUGGUAAAGAUGAAACAUCACCAUUCCUUUUGAAUCGUCCUGCAAGUUAUUCGUGGGAAGCGUUCGAAGCAGCUAAUUUGGAAUCUAGUCAAGAAUAUAUCAUUUUAAAUUUAAGAGGAGUAAGCUCCAAUAAAAUACUGUACAUUGAAAUUGAUUCUGUAGAGCCUAAAUCAACUCUAAGUAUUCUUACUAAUUCGAUAUUUACACAAAAUGGCAUUGGCUUGAAAACUGAUAAACCAACAAAUUCGAUUAUAAUAAAUGGUAGCAGGUUUGAGGAAAAUGAUAAUUAUGGUAUAAAUUUAAAUAAUCCUUCCUAUUUAACCGAUGUACGAAAGUGUGUCAUAAAUCAUAAUCGUUACGGGUUAAUGAUGUAUGGUUCUUGGCAAGCUUUAACAAUUAGUGAAAGUAACAUUGAAGAAAAUGCUAUAAAUGGUGUACAUGUAGAAGGUAAUACUUUAUUGAAUGGAAAUGUAAUUGUAUUGUCAUUCGUGGAUAAUAUGAUAAGAAAUCACAAGAAUGGAAGUGGACUAUAUAUACAAAAUCAAGCAAAAAUUACAGUUGAAUCUAAUAAUUUUGAAAAUAACUUGAAACAUAUGUUUGAAAAUAGUCAAAGGAAUAAUGCUCAACAUUAUAAAAUCAGAAUAGCGAAUAACACGUUUCAUUCGUUAUUGAGUAAGCUGAACUAUGCAAUUGAAUUACAUAAAUAUGUUUUUGAUAUUUAUAAUAACUCAAUGAUUGGAUCUUAUGGUGGAUUUCUUUUAGCAAUAUCCUCUGACACAAGACAGUUUAGUGCUGUAGUGAGGAGGAAUAAAAUAAAGAGUUGUUAUAGUCUAAAAUCUUUUAUUGAUAUCUCAUCAUCUUCGAAUGUAGGUGCUAUUGAGAUAGAAGAUAAUGACAUUACAAAUAAUACGAUUCCUGUAGACUUAAGUUCUGAUAUAAUCACACACUUCCCCAAUUACGUAACUUCUACAAUAAAGAUUAAAUCGAAUAGUGAAAUUGAUAUCAAUUUCAAUAACUUAAAUAAUCCAAAGAUGCCGUAUGAAUUAUCACUUCUACCUUCUUCCACAUCUACUUUAAGAGUAAACGCUACAAGAAACUUCUGGGGAGAUUCCAAUGCUUGGGAACGUGUUAUUGGUCGUCAUGCGGUUGUCAAAUCGUUAUUUGUUGAUAUUAAUCCUACAUAUUCCGACUUGGAAAAUUUCAUCGAAGUCAAUCAAACUUAUCUCUUUGAUUAUAAGAAAUUUGUUUUAGGUGGUGAUAUUGAGAAUAAUGUCACACUGACUGAAGGAGUUUAUGAACUUAAAGCAACGCUUCGAAUUCGAAGAAAUGCCAACGUUAUUGUGGAGAAAGGUGUAGAGAUACACGCUUGGCCAUAUACUGGAAUUGAAGUUUAUGGUAAACUGGAAUUUAGAGGAAAACAACCAGACGAUAUUAUCAUCAAAAUUAAAAAUGUUGAGGUAGAGACAGUUUUCUCAUCUUUGAGUAGAGGAACUUUCAUGAAUAUAAAUUCAAAAGAAUAUCCUGUUUGCUAUGAGCAAGGUAAAGAAGACACUUACAACGCAAUUUGUCACAAUAUGGGUUUUGCGGGAUAUACUUCAGCUAGUUAUUGGAAUAUUGGAAAACGAGAGGCUAUAACAUUAGAUUGUCCAACAAGUUAUUAUAGUACUUGUAAAACUCAUUUGGGACCGUGUACUUUUUCGAGAGGUUUAGUAUUAAUAUGUAACGAAAGAAGAUGGAUUGGUGUCAGUUAUUUAGCAAAUUCUAGACCGAGUUUAAUUGAAGGAUUAUCUAUUUUCAACUCUGGACUACUUGGCUCAGAUUUGUAUUUUGAAUUUCUAAGACAUACUGUCAGGAAUGUGCGGAUUAGUACAAACAGUGACUUUAACGUUCUGGCUCACAACACAAUUAUGGACGAGGAGAUCACUUUUGAAAAUAUGAAUAUUACAAGUCUGAAUAAUCAACAACAGUUUAAAGUUAACGGAAGAAUUUUUAGGAUAAAAGAUUCAAUUUUCCAUGAUUCACAAGUGUCAAUUACUAAUACACAUUCAAUCAGAUACAACUUGGACCAGUAUAACCUAGAUAUUGAAACAAUAACGAACGAUGAUUGUUCAAAUUCAUAUUAUAUUCCGAAACAUGAUUAUUUAACUUUAUCGGUCAAUCUGGAAAGAAAUAAGAAUGUCAAUUGUUAUUUAAGGUUUUUAACCGAUAAGGAUAUGACAUUAAAGUUUGUCCUGUUUCCCCGAACAACUAGUUUCGAUACACCGAUUGGUCAUAUUCAAAGUAUUGACGGCAAUCAACCUAUACAAGGUCCGUGGACUAUUCAGACAAUCCAAGAUUACAGGGGGACAGUGUAUUUAAAGAAGCGCUAUUAUAUAACGAUAUACUACUAUAUUGCUGUUUAUAGUGUUGACGUUGGAACGGAAAAUCGAAAUAUUUCGUCAUCAUUUUCAAUUGAAAGCUCUAGUUUCCAGUCUCCUAAGUUUCACUUGAGUUUUUCAACUGAAGAAAACUUUAAUAUCAAUAUUGAAUAUUCUAAAUUCGUGAAAGGAACAGCUGCAGUUUCCAUACCUACAGAUUUUGUUGAUGAGGGAUCAGUUAGAAUAUAUAACUGUGAAUUCACAGGACAAUCACAGGCUAUAAAAGUUCCAAUUGGACGUCAAAAAUCAUUAUCCGUUAAUGUUACAGAUUCAAUCUUUAAAUGUCAUACUCCAAUAAUAUUGAAUGAUUUGAUGUAUUCUAAAUAUGUCAAGUUUAAUUUGAAUCUGAUAAGCAAUUGGAUUACAACUGAUACAACAAAAUAUUUAAGUGGCAUAAUACGUGGAUCGUUUAGGAGUGAAUUGACUGCUGAUAUGUCAUAUAUCAUUAAAAAUAACACGAUAUUUAAUGUAGCUGGUCAGGGUUCGCAGUAUAUCAACCUUUUUGAUUUUCCAGUUAAUGGAAAAUUGGAAAUUUCACAAAAUAUAUUUAGAGACGUCAAAAACUUUAAAAAUAUCUUCCUUCUUAAUCAUAGAUCAGGACCAAUUGAAAUAAUGGAUAAUAAAUUUCUCAAAAGUAAUGUAACCGAAUCGUUCAUCGUUAUUUCUACAGAUUUCUUCAAGAAACCGAUAGAAAACAAUGUAGUUUUCUCCGGAAAUCAACUCUAUGAUGCAUCUUCAAAACAACAAAUUAUAAAUUUUCAUGUUAGUGAAGGAGGUCUUGAAAUGAAAUCCAAUUCAUUUACCAAAUGUAAUACGUCAUCUGAUUUGGUCAAUUUGAGAUUAACUGGAAAAAUUGGUCAUAAUGUCGUUGUUGAAGAUAACAGCUUUAAUGAUAAUAGUGCUGAUAGUUGUAUCAAUCUCGAAGGGGAUUCAUUUCCUGAAAGGGUUAUCAAGAACAAAUUCAAUAAUCCAUUGAAUAAAUACGAAAUUCGGACAAAUCUUUUAUGUCAAAUAGGACGAGAUGAACAAUGUCGUUUCCAGGUAUCUCGAAACUACUUCAGUUCGGAUAAUCCUUAUCAACGAAUCUUUGAUGGACGAACUAACGGACUCCUUCCAAGAUUAAAUUUAUCUCCAUCUUAUCGAGAUUCGUCAAUGACUUCAACAAUGGACUUGCCAGAACCUGAACUGAAUUUUCAAGACAUUAAAGGUUAUAUAUCAAAUUCGUUGUCAGUAUCUGGAAAUGUAUAUAUCACUGGAAACACUGUCAUUGAAAAACAACUUGAAAUUGAUGGGAGAGAUACCAAAUUGCAUUUUGCAUCUUGUUCCAGUUUAUGGAUAUUGGGAAGUAUGUCUGUGAAAGGAACAGACAACAAUCCAAUUCAAAUUUCAGGUUCUCCUAUCCCAGAUAAAUAUAGGAUACAAAACAAAUAUGUUCAAGUAUUGGAGAAUGGAGCGUGGCUUUACGUUACUUUUAAAUACGAUGGAAACUUUCUAAAAGAGCAAAAGGAUAUUUGUAAUUCAUUUUGUUUCAAAGGAAAAUUAGGUGCCCGUGUACAAUUUAGAGCAAUCUCUACACGAUAUUUGGCUAGUUGGAGUUUAGAUUGUACAAAUGCCAAUAGCCUGAUGAAUUGCGUAAAAGUUCCUACAAGAGUGACUAACUACGUACCGAUAUUAACUUGCAUAGAAGAAUAUACAUCAAACAGAAUAUACCUGUUUAAAGGAAAUCGUCAGAGUCUUUUUACAAAUGUUGAAUUGAAUAGAAUUGAAAUUGUAUCUUUUUCGAGUCCUGCACCAAAAUUAAACAAUGUAUCGUUUUCAAAAGGAACAGGAGCUUUGACAGUCAUUAACAGUUAUAACUUAAAGAAUUGGAUAAUUAAAGGCUUGAAGGUUGAUAACAUAUCUGACACAGCUAUUCAACUGGUAAAUAAUGAUCAUAGUGCAUCAAUAGUUCAUUCAACAAUUGGUAACGUCGGAAGAGCUAUUCUAUGGAAGGAGUUCAAGCCAAGGGAAAACUUAGAUUUUGUACCCAUCACUGGAGGAGAAUGGUCUCCACUUUAUUUCUGCUCUGCUGAAGCAAAAUUUCCAGUGAGAGCAGGAGAAUUUGGUUAUUGGUUUGAGGCCUCAUGGUUAAAAUCUACACAUCAUAGAGGAUGUUCAGUAAUAUUUGAAGCGCCAGAAGGCGAAAGAAUACAAGUCAGAGCUCGUUAUAAAAGAUACAUCAGUGGAGAAAUUUUCUUAAGGAUUUAUGAAGGUGAAGGUAAUGCAUUAAUUAGUUCGUUAACCAGAACUAUCAAGGAAAUAAACAUUAUAUCAACGACAAGAAAGAUCAGAGUUCAACUUUUGCUAAAUGUAAAUUUCCGUCAUGAUAUGAAAUUGACAAUCACUGCAAUUAAACAACAAUCAAAUACUUGCAACUUUGAAGAGAAUACAUGUGAAUGGGUUAACGAUAGACGUUCAAUAGGAAACGGUCCGUUUAAAGCAUUUCAAAGGCUUGCAGCUAAUAAUAUAACGGCUUCUUACGGACUUAGACAUGACAAAGAUUUUCCUCUCUCAAGUAGUGGCCAUUAUCUCGCCCUCUUUAACAGUUCAAAUAUUCAAUGCAGAUAUGGAAUUAUCUAUGCUGGGAUAACCAAUGCUCUUAUCUAUGACACCACCGUCAAUCCAACAGAUGAUUUAUGCUUUUUCAAAUUAAGCGCAUACAAAAACUCAGCCUAUUCAAUACCAGGUGAAACAAUAACAGUCUACGCUGACUUGGAAGAUCGGCUAAUCUUUUUAGAUAGGUUACACUUGGAAACGAAAUGGAAAAACUUUAGAAUAUCUUUGAAGAAAUUGAAAGGAAAAAAAUUUCGAAUUGCUCUCUACGGAUCGAUUCACAGUAAUUGUCAAUCUUUCAUUGGUAUUGAUCAAACAGAUUAUGAAACGUGUCCAUUUGAGAGAGAAGCUACUGAGUUGAAAGUUACUGAUACAAGUUUUGAAAAUUGCCAAACAGGAUGCCUAGAUAUUCAUAAUAGAAAUAGCGAAAUACACAACAGCGUUUGGUUGGAAAGGUUAACAUUUAAUCAAAAUCAUCCCAUCAUCGAAUCGUCCAGUUUGAUAAACAUAGAUCUUCAUAGUGCCUAUGUUCUCGUCAGAAAUUUGAAUAUUCCUAAAUUAAGCAAUUCACAAGUGCUUAGAGUCUAUUUCAAUUCAACUUUUGAAUCGAGAAUCUCUAAUUUGGUGUUUACUCAAAACUCUAUUACUAAUUUACACGAAAGCAGCCUUCUUCGCAUGAACAACUACGGGAUUAAUAAUGCUACCGUUACCUUUGAUAAAUGUAAUAUUCAACAUUCCAAAUCACGUGAUCACUUAAUCUACAUUGAAAAUGCGGAUACCACUUUCACAAAUAAUCUUCUGUAUAAUAAUACCGCCCAGGGUACCCUACUAUACGUCAAUUCCAACAAUUUGAAUACUAAUAUAUCGUUGAAUACGUUCAUUUUUAACAAAAAAUACCCAGACGAAGGAAAUGAUGCUGUGAUUACAUCUGUCAGCAGAAAUUUGUACAUCAAUAACAAUAUAUUAAAUAAUCCUCAAACACCAUACGAGGUGGCUUACAGUCUACAAAAUGCUGACUUUCAAAGUGGUAACUGUCAAUAUAAUUGGUGGGGAAGUUUGGAUAUCGACAAAAUUGGAAAGAGAAUUAAAGAUGGUAAAUCACUUGAGGGAUCUCCAAUACUUCAGUUUGUUCCAAUAUUGCAAAGUGAACCUCUCAGCUUAGCAACGUCUGGAAGUUGUGUUCUUGGCUGGAAAUUUAUUCGAGGGUCAUGUUAUCACUUUCACGUUGGAGCUGGUUCAAAAGCGGAAGCUGAUGUAUGGUGUAAGAAGAAUUCGGCUUUUCUUCUAACAGAAGCAGCUCUUCGAGGUGUCGAUAGACUGACGGAUUUACUAAGAUAUACAGAUGUUGAUGGAAAGGUUAAAGUGAGCGAUAUUUGGUUCACAGAUAGCCCUUCUCAAUUAUCAAUCUUGAAACCAUGGAUUUGUAGAAAAUCGAGUUCUGGACUUUGUCCUUCUAACUGUUAUGGAAGAGGAUCAUGUGUUGGGACGCAAUGUAUUUGUGAAUCUGGUUGGACUGGAGACGAUUGUUCCCAAAUAUCUUGUCGUGAUGUGUCUGAUUGUUCAGGUAGAGGAAGUUGCAAAGGACCCAACAUUUGUAAAUGUCAACCUGGAUGGUACGGAUCAAACUGUGGUGCGUCAAAAUGUCCUCGAUAUUCGUCUUGCGUACAGUGUACAAAAGCUGAAGGUUGUGGAUGGUGUGAUUCCACCGAAAAAUGCAUACCAGGAACAGCAAAGGAACCGUUAUCGGAAUGUAAAAACUACUUUUACAGGAACUGUCUUACUAUUAGUCCUUCUUCAUGUUCAAAACAAAUUCAACAAAUAGAAUGCAAAGAGCAUUUGUGCAAUUUUACACAAACUGGAUCACAAGGUUUUUGCGAGCAAUGCAAAGAUAUGGUAGCCUGCUAUUCAUCAACUGCUCAGAAUGAUAAGUGCAUAUCUUGGAACGAAACGAAAUGUCCACUGGGCAUGAUUAGACCAGAUUUAACAAAACCAUCCAGAAGAGAUUAUAUGGAAACUCAUGAAAAUGUCAUAAAAAUUUCUCCAAGCAGAAGGAUUUUCAAAUGUUCAGCUAGACAAACUUUGAAAGGAGACAGUGAAGGAUUUUUUGAAAUUUUGAUAUUUCCAGAAAUUGAAAGAUUCUUCAGAAAAGGAAAUAUCAUACUCAGUCCCCAAGCGAAUGGAAUCAUGCAUAAAAUUUAUGACUUUAAAAGAUCUCCAGCAAAAUAUACAAUAGCUGUUGGAAAGCAAGCCGAUCCACUUGAAGUUGUAAAAUACGCUCACGUAAGAUUGGAAGGUACUUCCAACGAUAUUGAAAAUCCUCGAGCUGUUGAUUUAGUUCCAUCACCCGAACAAAUGCAGAAUUUUAUUGACUCUAAUCAAACCUACAGUGAUGUUGGAGAUGAAGUUUAUAAAUGCUCAGGAAGGGAAUAUUCGUACGAAAAUAACAAAAUAUGGUCUUAUUUUGUGUACACAAAGGUGAAUAAUUUCGAAAGAGGAGAUGUUCUUUUGUCGAGUAGUCCUAAAGGCUUUUUGGAAAGAGUUACCAAAGUUAGAAAAAGUCAGAAUGAUGUGUUUAUUGAAUCUGAUUUGGUGGAUUGUUCAAGGGGCUUACAACCAAGUGAUAAUCUGGAUAACAUUGAAAAUCUACCUUCUGAGCUUGAAUGCAAGACUGGCGACAGCGUUAGUGGUCUUAUUUACACGGAUAGACGAGAUUACGAUAAAUCUAUUAGAGAAAACGAAUUGAUAGUGGGUAGGACUGCUUUACCAGCUCUAGGAUUUGUUUUAAACAAGAGGCUACUAUCAUCGGGAUGGAUAUCGGCUGAAGUCAUUGAUAUGUCGUCUGUCUCGCAAACAAUGAAUUCUACAGAAUUUAAUAUAGACAAAAUAUCAACCAAAACAAAAAAGAAAAGAUCUUCGUUUGGAGGAAAAGUUACGGUUACAGCAUCCCAACCAUUUAAUCGCCAAUGGAGCCAAAAUGGAAUAUCUGUCGGUGUUAGUGGAAAUAUUAAAGUUACCAAUGGAAUAGCACUGGAAGUGAAAAUAUCACCUCAUGACUUUAGCGUUGAUUCUUUUAGUCUUUUAGCUAAUGGUCGAUUAGGUUAUGAUGCAUCAAUUAAUGCCAGAUAUUCGGGAAAGUCAAGUAGAUAUACAGUCUUCCCUGAAAUUCCUUUACCAUCUGUUACUAAGCGACCAUUUAUAAUUCCUGUGUUUGGCGUGCCAGUGCCCGGUGUGAUUAACAUUGGAAGGUUUAGCGUUGGUCCUAUAAAAGCUUCUGUCGGUGCUGAAGCUUCGCUUUCUGCCAGUGGAUCUGCAAGUGCAAGUUACGAUGUAGGAGCAGGCUAUAGUAGGGGAGGCGGUUUAAGAUCACUAGGAAAGGGAGCGGAUAUCAACGUUGGGCCUGGGAAUAUUAAUGGAAAAUGGUCGGCUACAGCUGAGACAGUUGUAACUUUAAGGGCCGGAAUACGUGCAUUGUGGCCAGAUCUUGGUAUUUUAGGCAAACUAAAAGUCCUAAAGAAAAUUUAUGAUAAAAUAAAGAAAAAACGUAAUAGAAGAGGAAUAAUAAAAUCAUUCAAGGAUUGGAUGGAGGAUGUUGAGAUCAAGGGAAAAUUUAAAUUUAAAUUACGGGCGGAAGCAUCUAUUGAUGUGGGUCAAGAAUUUAUACUUAAAGCUGGAUUCUGUGAUACUGAAACAUGUUCGAAUGUCGAUAAGCCAAAUAGUGCUAGUUUAUAUCUCGGUAAUACAGUUAUGAGAGGAAAAUUUCACGCCUUCAUCGUUGGCGGAUCUUUACAAUUUCCUUUAGCUAGAAGGGAAUCAAAAUUGACAAGUACAUGUGUAGCUUUACCACAAUCAUGGGAUGUUGAGCAAAGAUGUUGUCUCUGUGAGGAAGAUAACGGACAAAUCGGUUACGGAAUGCCUCAUCCGACAAAGAAAGAGUGUAUGUGUAGAUGUCAAUGUACAGGCGAAAAGCAAAUGAUGAGUUGGAAAUUGAAGAAUAGUGAAUGUUCUUGCUGUUCGGAUGGUACAGCUAAACCUCUCGACGAUCCAGAAUUCGAAUGCCCUUGUGAAUGUGAAGAUGGAACUCAAUCAACAAUCGGCCCAGAAGGAUGUCGCUGCGAACCGUGCGAACCGUGUCCUGAUGGCAGAAUUGUAGUUAGAAAGCCUGAUGGAACUUGUCCCUGUGAAAAUGAAUGUGGUGUUAAUGGUGUGUGUACGUCACAGAGAACCGGACCGAAUUGCGAUCAACCGUCAUGCCCACCAGAUUCUAGCUGCAGUGGAAACGGAUUUUGUGUAGCAACAGCGAACUGCAGAUCAAGAUGCGCAUGUAAUAGAGGAUGGGGUGGCCGUUCUUGCGAACAAAGAUUGCCUAGAAGGAACUGGGGAGAUCCUCAUUUAGCAACGUUGGAUGGUAGAUCUUUCGAUUACUUUGGAAUCGGUCAAUUCUGGGGUUGUCGAUCACCAUUUUUAGCUUAUCAGUUUCGAUUCUUUGCUUUUAAGAGAACAUCAUUUAUUGGUGCGAUUGCAUUGAAACUCGGCAAUACAUCAGUUUUAACGAUCAACACGAAAUUUCCAUCAACACUAACAGAUCUACCUGUUCUUCGUCUUGAUGGAAAUGAAUUGUCCAAUUUGAACACUGAGAACAAAUUCAAAUUUCAUAAUGAUAGUCUUCGAUUAGAUAUUUCCCUGCGUGCGAAGGAAAUCUCCGAAGAUGAUCCGACCAUUCUAUUCGUGUCCUUAAAAUUCUCAAAUGGAGCUAGUUUAUCGAUUGUAGCAUCAUACAGCUCUAAGAUGAAGAGACAAUACUUGACUCUAAUAACAACACCAAUAAAUGAGAUGAUCAACAAGACAUCUGGCAUUUGUGGAUAUUUCAACGAUGACGAUUCGGACGAUCUUAUGGGUCCAGAUGGUAAAAAUUACACUUAUCCCGUACAAUUUGUAGAAUCUUGGAGAAUGAAGCGGACUAUUAGAAAUGGAGGUGGACUGCCUAAUUCUUGGUCUGAUACCGAAUCAAACUUUCACGAGAAAGACUCAAUGGAUAAAUCGUAUAUUGAUCCAACGCAUAAGCCUCUCUAUUCACUGAAUGGAUUUACGCAAUCCGACAUUAAUACUGCGAAAGAAGUUUGUACAUCUGACCGAUUAUCAAAGGAAGAGAUUGAUCAAUGUAUCUACGAUGUUGUAAUUACCGAUGAUCCGAAGGUACGAAAUCAAGCUGUACUGAAAGCCAAUGAAUGUCCGGAGAAGUGUUCCAAUAGAGGAAACUGUGUUGGAGGAAAGUGUGUUUGUAUACAAAGCUGGUCUGGGGAAUCAUGCGAAAUUGGGGAAUGUGGAAAGUGUGUUAAUGGAAACUGUUCGGCUGGCUUUUGCGAAUGUGUUCCUGGUUUCGAAGGACCGACUUGUGAGAUGGCGGCAAUUUGCGAAGGCAAUUGCUCAUCAAAAGGAGAAUGCGUUAAAUCAGAUGUUUGUAAAUGCGAUGAAGGAUGGACAUCAAAAAAUUGCUCAGAAGAGGCUGUUUGCAGUGAAGGUUGUUCAGAUCAUGGGAUAUGCAUUGACCACGACAUUUGUAAAUGUGAGAUUGGUUACAAUGGAACAAAUUGCGCCACAUUCAGUUGUGAGGUAAGAGGCGAAUGUUCUCAAAAUGGAAUUUGUAUUGCUUUCGAUCAAUGCCUUUGUUUCAAAGAAUGGACUGGUCUAAGUUGUUCUAAGCCAAUCUGUAAAAAUGAUUGCAGUGGUCACGGUAAAUGCACCGAACCUGGAGUUUGUACAUGCGAAGAUGGCUAUAGCGGAGAUGAUUGUGGAAUCUUAAAAGAAUGUCCUCUAAUGGACAAUUGUAACGAAAGAGGAAUAUGUAAAAAUGCUACAGAAUGUAUUUGCGAUGAUGGAUAUGCUGGAAGGACAUGCGGCUUACCAAUCUGUGAUCCGCAAUGUUCAUCUAACGGUGAUUGUGCUUCCCCAAACAAAUGUGAGUGCAAGAAAGGAUAUUCUGGUAAAGUUUGUACAGAAUUUUCAUGCGAAGAGUUGUCGUACUGUUCGAAACAUGGCAGAUGCGAAUCGUUUGACAAAUGUAAUUGCGACGAAUCGUGGUCCGGGGAGUCGUGUGAUGUACCACUAUGUGAUAAAGUAUCAGAUUGUAACCAAAAUGGUCGUUGUGCUUCGAAUAAUACUUGUGUUUGCGAGAAAGGAUUCGAAGGUGACGACUGUUCGUUGACUGUCAAACCUAACAUGGCAACUCCUAAAUUUGUAAAGGAUUCGUAUUCAGCCGUAGUUGGAGAGCGUUCUGACAUCGGAGAGUAUAUAUUAACAGUUGAAGCGAAAGACACUGACAUCGGGGAAUCAGGACUUAUAUCCUACUCGAUAUCCUCCACCUCAGUAGCUAUUUCUAUCGAUGUACAUACGGGCGUAAUUCGUACUGCGGGAAAGUUGAAUCCCGGCAGCUAUUUAAUUGAUAUUGUGGCGUCAGACAACGGAGUUCCUUCGAACUCGGAAACAAUAUCGUUCAACCUAACGGUGUUAGAUAUAAAUGAUUGUGCGAUAAUAGAAAAACCAAAGAAUGGAAUAACAAUCACAGUUAAUUCUAGUAUAUCUGCAAAUUCUACGAUCUAUAACAUUGAAGCAACAGAUAAGGAUUUCGGUCUAAAUUCUCAGUUAAUUUAUAAUGUGAAUGUUAGAAGUAAUGACGUUUCGCCGUUUCUAAAUAUGAAAGAAGAGACAAGAGAAAUAAAUACAUUGGAAUCUCCACUUCCAGUAGGCAUUUUUGAAACGAUAGUUACAGUAUCUGAUAAAUCGUUAAAUCCUUGUACGAGUACAUCGACUUUUACUGUACAAGUAAUACCUUCGAAUGUUGAUAAAUCAAAGUUUGAAUCGACAAAAGAAAUGCCUAUGACGACUUUUAAUCCAUAUGAAACAACCUCUUUUAAAGAUGUGACAACUGAUGUGUUAGAAACAAAGAAAAUUGAUAUAACAACAAAUAAAAGAGAACCAAAAACAGAGAAGAUAACAGUCGUACCGUCGCAGAUGUAUACAGAAGUGACAUUCAACAAAGAUUCUUCUGAAUAUGAAAAUAUUACAACAUCAAAGAUAACAACAACAGUUGAAUUACGAAAGUCAACUAAACCAACAAAGGAAGAUAAGGAGGACUACGAGAAAUAUAAGUAUAUAGCAAUUGGUUUGGGAGCUGGACUAGGUGUGUUUAUAAUAACAACAAUUAUUCUAAUCGCAAUAUUGAUUGUAAAAUUUCGUUAAAUUUAUUAUUGUUUGUUAUAAGUGAAAAGGAAUGUUUUUUUUGUAUGAUUAAUAAUAAAUAAAAUAUUGAUUUGCUUAUUCAAAGUAAGCAAAUAAAUAUCCAAA